Nasonia vitripennis (jewel wasp) is the source of this 2180-nucleotide messenger RNA. It is a transcript of the gene Mocs2B, whose product is annotated as molybdopterin synthase catalytic subunit. Bases 574 to 1839 code for a protein of 421 amino acids. Gene Ontology annotation, cellular component: cytosol. The record is from RefSeq and is a predicted model, not a curated record. Lineage: Eukaryota; Metazoa; Arthropoda; Insecta; Hymenoptera; Pteromalidae. The transcript has 8 exons. Gene Ontology annotation, molecular function: molybdopterin synthase activity. Gene Ontology annotation, biological process: Mo-molybdopterin cofactor biosynthetic process.
CAGCAGCAGUUACCUCUCCUUGCGCGCUCGCCGUCCUCACGGUCAAUAUAACCUAUACAAUAUUCGAAGAAAACAUAAGUGGCCUGCACAUUACAACGUUGCACACCGCAACUAAAUACCUACAUUCUCUUAUGCAGAUAUAAGUAUACACGUAUUACCUCCCUGUCAGUCGAGGAGCCUCUCACCUCCCUCUCUUACGUAAGCUUCUGUGGACGAGAUAACGAUGUGGUCGUUAGGCCAGAGGCAGCGGCAGCAGCAUAAGCGAAGUAGAGUAGCAGCCGCGAGCUGUCGGAGAGAUGAGCAGCAGUGUCGGCGAGAUCGCACGGGUCCGUGUCCUCUUCUUCGCGAAAGCACGUGAGUUGGCCGGUAUCAAGGAGUCCGAGCUCGUCCUGCCCAAGACCCUGUCGUCCGGAGAGUUGAAGGAGCGCCUUGUGAGGGACUUUUGCCUGGAGAGUAUACGGGACGUUUUUAUACUCGCGCUGAACGAGGAGUUUCUCGAGACCGACGUGAAACUCUGUCUCUGCGAGCGGGACGAAAUUGCUGUUAUUCCACCGCUCAGUGGAGGGUAACGCAAUGGCAGAAGUCAAAGAUUUUGUCGGGCUUCGGUCGAGCCAGUUGAACGUAAACGACAUAAUCCAGAUUGUCAUAUCUCCAAGCUGUGGGGCUGUGUCCACCUUCAUCGGAACCACAAGAGAUAAUUUUGAACAGAAAAAGGUUGUCAAACUGGAAUACGAGGCUUAUGAACCAAUGGCCGUCAAAGAGAUGCAAUCUGUUUGCAACAAGAUUCGCUCUCAGUGGAAUGUUGAGAAGAUAGCCAUUUAUCAUCGUCUAGGUGAAGUUCCCGUCACAGAGGCUAGUAUUGUUAUUGCUAUUUCAUCACCACAUAGGCAGGAGUCCCUGCAAGCUGUGCAGUUUGCUAUAGAUGCAGUGAAAACUUCUGUACCUAUAUGGAAAAAAGAAAUAUACGAGAAUGAUGAGCCACAAUGGAAAGAGAACAAGGAGUGUUCUUGGGCAUCAAAUGUUGCUCAAAUUAAGGAAGUGGAACCGAUCCACAGUGCAAUGAAGAAAGAUCAUCAUCUUGAUAGAGCAGACGUUACUGUGGAUGACGUGGAAAUAGAUAUUGAUAAUGUGUGUGGUACUGUAGAGAUCAAUUCUGAAUUGACUAGUGAAUUUGACAGCAUCGACCAAUACAGUGAUACCAGCAAACCAGAAGACUCUUCAAUCGAUCCUGAUCAAAUUCAAAUAAAAGCUGAUGCUGUAGAGCUUAACCGUAGAAUAGAAUCUUUCAUCUCGCGCAAGCGAGAACAAGUAAACAUGGUAAAUAUUCAAGAAUUUUGUACAUACAGUACCCAAAUGCAAGACGACAGCGAUGAUGGAACAUGUGCCAGAGUAAAUGCAAUCUUGAUAAGACGAAAAGACUCUAAAAGUCAUGUAAAAGUUCACAGAGUGUACAACCAGUGGAGUCAACAAAACGUUAAGCCAACAAUGCCAAUUAAGUCUGAGAAGGAAUCAAGUGACUUUCCUCCAGCUCUUGAAGAGCGAUUAUCUACAACUGAAAAAAUAUUAGGUAUUAAUAAGCCAGUGCCACGUGAUGUCUACGAAAGAAUAAAAAAGAUAGAAGAUCGUUUGUUAUUUUUGGAAAGCAUAUCUCCUGAAUACAAAGAUUUAUGGGCCAUUGAUGAUGACUGUGAUAGUAUUAAAAGCUACGAUAAUAAUUCAGAUGAAAAAGUAGAAGACAAGCCAAACGAUAAACCAAUAAGAAAAAGGACCUAUUCGUCAGCAGAACUAGACACAAAAUUACAUGAAUUUGAGACUAGGUAUGGCAAGAAAGCUAAAUAAUGCUUUAUCAAGAAAAGUCAUCACAAAGCACUGCAAAUGCUUUAUUCAAACAUGAUUCUUUUCAUUAAUAAUAAGGCACGUUAAACUUUAUUUAUCACAUUGCUGCGUAGGUACAAAGUUUAGAAAGAUGAUUCAAUCGUGCUUUUUGAACGAGUUUGUGUAAAAAAUAUUAACUAUUUAUAGUUUUAUCCUAAGUUUACAGUCGACUUAUAAAAUUUGCUUUUUAGAUUUUUAUACGAGAAUCAAAAGAUUUUUUUAUUUUUGUAAGCAUUUAGAUCGUUAAGAUGUAUUAUAUUUUUCUAAGAAUAAAUUUAUCGUUAUAGAAUCAAAGAAAAACCAUA